Camponotus floridanus (Florida carpenter ant) is the source of this 3869-nucleotide messenger RNA. RefSeq lists its product as uncharacterized. The record is from RefSeq and is a predicted model, not a curated record. Lineage: Eukaryota; Metazoa; Arthropoda; Insecta; Hymenoptera; Formicidae. Gene Ontology annotation, molecular function: protein binding. Bases 187 to 3756 code for a protein of 1189 amino acids. The transcript is spliced from 21 exons.
GUGAAGAACACGUGGUGCAAAGGAGUUUUUCAUACAUUCUCAAUUAUUUUAUCGUAUGAGUGCGUUUCGACUUCGAUCCUUCGGCGAAGAAAGUAAUAAGUGCAUUUCGAAUGUGUUCUGUUUGAGAGAAUAAGAAGAAGAAAAGGUAUUUUCCAAUUUCUGCCGACACAAAGUCGCGUUUAUAUCAUGUCGAGUUCAUCGAAAAAAUUCUGUUCCCUGAAAGAUAUAGAGAAGAGAAAUUCUGAACCAACAACUAACGAAAAAGAAGAGAUGCAAGAAUAUGAAAAGAGAAUCUUGCAGUGCAUUCUGGCGGAAAAGAUAAUUCCAACGGAUCUUAAACAUUGGUCAUUCUUUCAUUUCCUAAAGACGGAAUUUAUUCAACAAAUUCACAUGGUUAUAGUUUGUAAUAACGAUAGUAAAGCUAUAAUUGUGACGAAGGACAAGAAUGUCUAUAACUUAGAUAAUGAAAAAAAGUAUGUAAAGACUGGUAACGUACGUAUUGCUUCUUAUGCAAAAAAGAUAAAAGAAUUGUGUGGAAAAAACAUUCAGACCUUUGCUCACAACCGGGAUUUCGUCCUGGCACUUACAGAGGAGGGAGAGCUUUAUAUCUACAAAUUCACGAAAAAAAAAAGACGCGGUUCGUAUUUGGAGCAAUCCGACGUACCCACGUUUACUCGAAUUACCGGCUUAAAGGACAAGCGUAUCGUGGACAUUGCAUGCGGCAGUUAUCAUUUUCUCGCUCUGACUAGCUCUGGAAAGGUGUAUGCUUGGGAAGACGUUAUUUAUAUGCAGCAAGGUAAUGAAAACACAGCUAUUUUUGAUGGUAGUGUGAGACAAAUAAAACAUGGAUUGGAGAAGAAGAAUGUUGUUUAUAUCGCGUGUGGUCAUAAAUUCAAUAUGGUUAUAACUGACGAAAACAAGCUAUACGGUUGGGGCAAAAACGAUAAAUUCCGGAUUUCACCGGAUUUCUACCGGACGCAAGAAGAAUAUUACACGAAAUAUCCACACGAAAUUACCACAUUCUCGGAUAAAAUAGUUAAGAUGGUCUGUGGAUUCUCUCAUAUGUUGGCGCUCACAGAUAAAGGAAAAAUCUAUGGCUGGGGCAGUAAGGAACAAGUGGGCAUAAACAACUACUUCGAAUCCUCCGGUUCAAUCGUGCAGUUGAACGUGCCUCAAAUGGGGAAGGUUUUGAAUAUUGAUGCCUAUGGUAAUAUGAGUGUUGCCGUUGGUUAUGACAGGACCAUCUAUGUAUGGGGAUGGUACUUCUGCCAAGAUAUUACCCAACCUCGUCCCACGAAGUUUUCAAGAAUUUUUGAUGUAUUUAUGCACAGUGCAUGGAGUCUGAAUAAGCCAUUGAUUAUGCAUGAUUCUUUACACACUGUGCGAAUUACGAAUAAUUACAAUUACAAGUAUACUGAAGUAUUAAGUAUAUUUGAAUCCUUAAAAGCAGCAUUUGAUGAUCCGUUGACGAGCGAUCUUACCGUACAAGUCGAUGGACGACCUAUUUAUGUUCACAAGACUAUCCUUAAGAUUCGUUGUCAAUAUUUUAGAAACAUGUUUCAACAUAAUUGGAUUGAAAAUAUUCAGAGCAUAUCAGUGUACACCGUAUCGGAUAAAUUUUCCUACGUCAUUUAUAAAGCUUUCUUGAAAUAUUUAUAUACCGGUAUAAUCGAUUUACCUGCGGAGAACGUAUUAGAACUUAUGGAAUUGGCCGACAUGUAUUGUGAAACCAAUCUUAAAGAAGAUUGCAAUCAGAUAAUAAAGCAAACCAUCACUGUGUCAAAUGUAGCAUUCUUUUACAAUAAAGCGAUCGAAUACAAUGCUAAGGAACUCGAGGAGUUCUGCCUUCAGUUUGCUUUCCGUCACAUGACAUUGUCGAAAGAUUAUAAUAAAUUAGAUAUGAGCAUUCUGGCUAAGUGUACACAGAGAGCAGCGAUAGACAAUGACGCUAUUAUCACAUCGUCGACAUUUUGUUCCUUGAAUAAAAAUGUAAAGAACAGAAAUUUAGAAACAUCAACUAAAAAAUAUGAGAUGCUAAAAUGUGAGAAGAGAAUCUUGCAAUGCCUUCUAGCGGAAAAGUUAACGUCAAUGGAUCUUAAAAGAUGGCCGUUCUUUCAUCUUCUAAAGUCUGAAUUUAUCUCAGAAAUUCACAUGAUUAUGCGAUAUAAUUUCCAUGGUACUAGAGCUAUAAUUGUGACAAAGGACAAGAAUGUUUAUAACUUCGAUCAUAAAACGAAGUAUUUAAAGACUGGUCGCUCAUAUAUUGCUUACUAUUUAAAUGAAAUAAAAGAAUUGUGUGGAAAAAACAUAAAGACCUUUGCACAGAGAUAUAGUUUUAUCCUGGCACUUACAGAAGAGGGAGAGGUUUAUUUCAGCGAAAUCGCGAAUAAAUGUUCCAAUAGUAAGACUUCUGACGUAUUCACGUUUAUACGAGUCGUCGACUUAAGCGACAAGCAUAUCGUGGACAUUGGAUGCGGACAGGAUCAUGAUCUCGCUCUGACUAGUGAUGGAAAGGUGUAUGAAUGGGGGAAAAAGAAUUGGGAAGAAGAAUAUUCGAAACAAAGAUAUUUCGAUGAUAGUGAUUGGAAAGAAAAUUAUGAUUCGGAAGAAAAUAAUAGUCAGGAUGAUAAUAAAAACGCAGCUUAUUUUAGUGUGCCAUGGCAGGUGAAACAUGAAUUGGAGAAAAAGAAAGUUGUCCUUAUUGUGUGUGGUUUAACUUUUAACAUAGUUGUAACUGAUGAAAAUAGAAUAUACGGUUGGGGCGAUAACAAGCGCGGCCAGAUUUCAAUCGUCCGGCAGCAAAAAUAUUACAAACGCCCACGCGAAAUUAUCAAAAUCUCGGAUAAAAUAGUUAAGAUAGUCUGUGGACGCGCUCAUGUGUUGGCGCUCACAAAUAAAGGAGAAGUCUAUGCCUGGGGCGAUAACAGACGUGGACAAGUGAGAGUAAAUAAGAACAGGAUUUCCGGUCCGACCGUGGUGAAUGUCCCCGAGAUGGGAAAGGUUUUGGAUAUCGCUGCUUGUGAUGACUACAGCGUUGCCGUUGGCUAUGAUAAAAUUAUCUAUCUAUGGGGUUCAUAUUAUUGGAAUAAAAUUACUAUCCCGUUUCCUACCAAGUUUUCGAAUAUUCAUGACGUGUUUGCGCACAAUAUAUGCUCGCACUAUUUAAUUGUGUUAACGAAUAAUUUCAAGUAUGUUAAAGAAGUAUUGAAUAUAUUGGAGUCUCUAAAAGCAAUAUUUGAUGAUCCGUUGACGAGUGAUCUUACCAUACGAGUCGAAGAACGAUCUAUUUAUGUUCACAAGGCUAUCCUUAAGAUUCGUUGUCAGUAUUUUAAAAACAUGUUUCAACAUAAUGGGACUAAAAAUAUUCAAAGAAUAUCAGAUUCGGUGUACACGGUAACAGAGAAAUUUUCUUAUGUCGUUUAUAAAGCCUUCUUGAAAUAUUUAUAUAUCGGCAAAAUCGAUUUACCUGCAGAGAACGUAUUAGAACUUAUGGAAUUGGCCGACAUGUAUUGUGAAGCCAAUCUUCUAAAAGAUUGCAGUCAGAAAAUAAAGGAAGUCAUUACUGUGUCAAAUGUAGCCUUCUUCUACAAUAAGGCGAUCGAAUACAAUAUUAAGGAACUCGAGGAAUUCUGCUUCCUGUUUGCUUUGCGUCACAUGGAAGCUGUAAUACUAUCGGAUGAGUUUAUUAAGUUAGACACGAGUACAAAGGAUAACUUAAUACGCGUAGCAGCUAAAAGAAAUAUGUUCGGUAUAUGAUUCUUUUGACAAAAGUUUCGAUUUAAAUUGCACAUUGUUUUUUUAUUUGUAUACAUGAAUCAAUGAAGCUAUACAUGUCCAAUAAACCUUGUUCUUGUUUCGAUUCCAUUUUU